Molecule: messenger RNA, 4902 nt
Organism: Cololabis saira (Pacific saury)
Lineage: Eukaryota; Metazoa; Chordata; Actinopteri; Beloniformes; Belonidae
Gene: loxl1
Product: lysyl oxidase-like 1
Exons: 7
Coding region: 446-2257 (603 amino acids)
Biological process (GO): peptidyl-lysine oxidation
Molecular function (GO): protein-lysine 6-oxidase activity; copper ion binding
Source: RefSeq, a predicted model, not a curated record
CUGUAAGCAAUCAGCCAAAUAGGAGCUUGCAGUUGUGCAGUACACAGGACCUUCUUUCCAGAAGGCAGAGAGCAAUGCUUAGUCUACUGAAAGAAGAGCCAGCAGACCAACAAGAAGUCAGGACAUAUUCUCAUAGCACUAGCAGACGGUUACACCUCCAGUGGGUCUCCUGAAGCCCACUUCCACUCUCCUGGGUGUGAUUGCUCCUGAAUGCACAUUGAAAGCUCCUUUACUGCUGGCAGUGAAGAGCAGCAGAUGCACUCAACCGCAGGCUUACUUUGCAGCCCUGCAUCUGUCUCACUACGCGCACUGAAGCUGUACCCUGGGGACGAAGAUACACAUGUUUUAUUGACAGGGUUACAGGUGUUUUAAGCUUGAGCUGCUGGUGGACUGGAAGUUUUCAAUUUUUCCUUCAGGGUGAGCUACUGCAUCGUUGGAGGCCAGUAUGUUAUCUGUUGUUGUGGCAUGUGUGGUAUUCGUCCUGGUGGGCUCAGGGGUGGCUCAGGAUGCUGCACAAACUCAGGCGCAGAGCCAGAGUCGGGGUCAAGCCGGGGACGGCCCUGGUGCCCCUUGGAGGCAGGUUAUACAGUGGGAGAACAAUGGCCAGGUGUUCAGCCUGAUGAACAGUGGAUCUGAAUAUGUUCCCGCUGGAGCUGCAGCCCAGAACAGAAAUCCCAGGGUGGUUUUGGCAGAUGCUGCUCCACGUCCUUCGCGCAGACCUCAGGGAGGUAAUGUCCGCCGACAGGCUCCAUCAAGAGGAUCUUCUGAAACUGUCCGCGGACGGGCAAGGCAUCCUUUUGGCUUUGGCCAAGUGCCUGAUAACUGGAGACAUACGGCAGGUAGCACAGGAGGUGGCAGUCGCUUCCAGGGGUCCUCAACCAGUCGUUUCCGUCCAUCUACAGGCUCUUCCUCUUCAUCCUCAUCCUUUUCCUCAUCUUCAUAUAACAUACCAGCUUAUCCACAGUACCCAUUUCCACAACAGCCCCCCUUCCAGCCUCAUGACCCCAGUUUUGGAGAUGGAUCAGUCAGGAGCUUCGAACCACCCUUCCAGCCAGUUGGUGGUGGUGUUUACAGCGGUGGGCCGUAUGGGACUGGGCCGGGGUAUAAUGGAGGUGGAUAUGGAGGAAAUGUGGCCCCAGUGAUCCCAGGCUCGCCUUCGGACUUGCCUGAAAAUGGCUACUAUUACUACCAAUAUUAUGGCUUUGCGCCAAAUCCUGCGGCGCCAGCACUCCAACCGGGACUCCAGCCGGCACUCCAACCGGGACUCCAGCCGGCACUCCAACCGGCACUCCAACCGGCACUCCAACCGGCACUCCAACCGGGACUCCAACCGGCACCCCAACCACCGUUUGCAGAUGGUCUGGAUCACAGAUACACCCACAGCCUCUUCAACGGCGAAUCUGGCCCUGCUGUCCCCAUUCCUGAUGCCAACCAGGCCCCCCCUGUUGCAGUGGACAGGCAAGGACCUGCUGGUCGACCGCAGGUCAACAGCCCGCAGUUUGAGCAGUUCCCUCCAUUUGGAAGACCCCAGGCUCCUUUCGUGCAACCCUUUCCUGAAGUCAGGAAUUCUCCAAACUCUGCCCUUGAGAAUCCGAGUACGAAUGUUGGCAGUGUGUACAGACGACCACAAAGAGGUUUGCCUGACCUGGUUCCAGAUCCCAACUACGUUCAGGCGUCUACAUACAUCCAGAGAGCCCACAUGUACUCACUCCGUUGUGCCGCAGAGGAAAAAUGCCUGGCAAGCUCUGCCUACAGCCCUGAGACCACUGACUAUGAUGUAAGGGUCCUGCUGCGAUUCCCACAGAGGGUGAAGAAUAAGGGCACGGCUGACUUCAUGCCUAACAGGCCGCGUCAUACCUGGGAAUGGCACAGCUGUCAUCAGCAUUACCACAGUAUGGAUGAGUUCAGCCACUAUGAUUUACUCGAGGUCAGCACUGGCCGUAAAGUGGCAGAGGGACACAAGGCCAGCUUCUGUCUGGAGGACACCACCUGUGACUUUGGGCACCUGAAGCGUUACGCCUGCACUUCUCACACUCAGGGUCUGAGCCCAGGCUGCUAUGAUACAUACAAUGCUGAUAUUGACUGCCAGUGGAUCGACAUCACUGACAUCAAACCUGGAAACUACAUUCUUAAGCUCCAAGUUAAUCCUAGGUUCCUGGUGCAAGAGUCAGACUAUACCAACAACGUCGUCAGGUGUAACGUUCACUACACCGGUCGAACUGUUACAACAAACAACUGCAAAAUAGCACAAUCUUGAUUCGGCUCUGGAAGGCUGCCACUUUAGAGUGACCCUGAUUGCUAUUCCAUUGAAAUGUGAAUGGAAUCUGUUGUUGGCUCAUUGUUUGCGCUGUUUGUCUCUACUCUUUUGUGCUGUUUUUGGGAUCCUGGGCCCACCGCAAACAAGCAUCCUACUGCCACUAAGAAUGUAGGGGUUUAAAGUGAACAUGCACACAAUCAAAACUGUAGCAUUAUGCAUAUAGAAUGUCAGUAUCCCCAACAACGAACCAACAAAUUCACAGCCCUGCAAAAUAUUCUCUGUCUCCCAUUUCUGUGAUUUCAGUUCUAACAGUCUUGUUUUUGCGACAUGCCAGUACGCAUCACUGACUUUUCAAAGAGGUUUUUCGCUGUAUAUCCACACAGAUGAGUCUGAGUUCAGCUGCAACGUAACAAAUAAAAUUAAGGAGAAAGCCCUCUAUUCAUCCAUGCAGUGUGGGAACAGACAGAGACGCCCAAGUGACUCAGAAGAACUCUAGCAUGUCAGUUUAUUUUUUCUCUCUCUCUCCCUUCACUGCCUUAGCGGGUUGGGCUGGGAUACUGUGAUUCUCUGGGCACAAACUGUUUGAUGGUGUGUUAACAGCAACAAGAAGAAAGCUGGUCAUAUUUGCAAUUUGUCUUUAUCAAACUGUAAAUUACUAAACAAAACAUCGACCAUCAGAACCAGACACUGUAAACUCCAAACGUUUUACCAACUUGUGUUGCUUCCCCCCAUUCUUCCUUCCUUAUUUCAGUAAAACAGGAACAUUAAGCUCAACUGGCAUAAAAAGGUGCUUUUAAGAAAACAAGACUAACAGUAUGUAUGCUGUGAUUACACAGACUUGUGGUUUCUUCUUCAUCUACCAGCACUGGUCGGACGGCAACAAGGCCGUCUAUACCUGGAGAAUGUGUAUACAAAUAUCCCACUGAUGCAUGACAUUAAUUAGAUUAUCUUGAUGUAACUGAUUGUACUGUGUUUAUCCUUUAUCAACCUGUUACUGUAAUUGUGAAUUUCAAUUUGUUGGUUUUUUUUUUGUUUUUUUUUUCUUAAUUUGAUUACUUCAAAUGGGACAGUUUGUGUUGUUGAAAAAAAAAAUUGAAAAAAAACAACAACCCACCACUGCAGAGAUUUUGUAUUGUAAGAAUUGUAAGAAAGAGUGGCAGAAAUCAGUCUCUAGCUACCUCUCCAGUUGAGUGAAACAUCGUUUCCAGUAUGUUUCCAAGCAACGGUUUACUUUGUUCACCUUCUUCAUUAUAUUUCUAAAUGGAAGAAACAGAAAUCAUCUAAGAGAUUUUUAACUUUAGCCCAGUUUGAUUUGAGAGCACCUGCUGUGUGUUAAGGGAAAAUGAGCAGCAUUACUUGAACUUUGUGAUUUUAGCAGAAAUACUGUACAACAAAGACAAAAAGUAGCAGAUCAGUUUUCAUGUUGUACCCAACUGAGUGGUCCAUCAGCCUCCACCAGUUUUCAAACUGAUCUGCACUAAAAAUGAGACCCAUUGUCUUGUUUAACAGAUGCUUAUUAUUUCUAGUUUAUGCUAUCCUCGGUGAUAAAAAAAAAACCUCUAUUUCCUGCAUGCUUCACACCAUAUUCUGUAAGUGAUGCACUUUUAUUGUAGCUAGCAGCAAAUGUUCAGCUAGCUGUAAAUUAAUACAGCUGUUACUUAUUAAACGUGUAAGGAUGUUAGUGAGAGAAAAAAAUUGCAGCUAUUGCUAAAUGGAUGCCUUGCAACUAUAAAUAUAUACAAAUAACCGCUGAAACUACACACACCCAUGGGGAUGUGAUUUAUCAAUCACGAUUUAGCAACACCCUUGAGCUUACUCUGCUCCAUCAGCCAUUGUAAGCCAACUAGGGCCAUCAUUUAGUGAAAGAAUUCCACGCUGCAUUGAGAAAAACUUGAUGCCAGCGAUUAAAUCACAAAUGUUUCCUGAAGAACAAGUAGGAAAAAAAAAAUAGGAUUUUUCAUUCUCAAAUAAAUGUAUGAAAGAAAUGCGUGAAAAGUGGCCAUUGAAGACUAUUAGAGAGUUGUUAUUUGUUUAUUUUUUUUAAGGUACUUCAUGCAUAAGCUUUAUUUGAAAGAGAUUAAAGCUACUUUCACUAAUAUAUAUAUAUAUAUAUAUAUAUAUAUAUAUAUAUAUAUAUAUAUAUAUAUAUAUAUAUAUAUAUAUAUAUAUAUAUACACAUGUGAGUAUAUGUAUGUAUGUAUAUGUGUGCAUUGUAAUUGCUGACCAGCAUGCUUGUUGCUUGUGAUGAUAAAUUGAUUUUGGAAGAGCAUUUCCAGCCUUUAAAAUUUAUACUUAACACAGAUGUUAAGUAUUGCUGAGUGUAAAUUGAUUAAAUGGCUGUUGCACUUCACAAACAAGUUGUAAUUUGUAGCCAAAGUCGAGACUGAAAGUAUGAAAAUGUUGUGGAUUGUCCAAACAAAUUUACAAAUAUGACUACAGAUACUUUAUUUCUGGUAUCAGUCCAGUAUCUCUAUGUCAGCAUCAGUAUCUCCAUGGUGUCUAUAUCAGUUUGUACUGUAAUGUUUGUAUUUCUUUUUUUUUUAUGUUUUAAAUGUAGAGCAGGUGUACUGUAGCCUAUGAUAUUCAAUUUAUUGGUUUUCCUAUGCAAGUUUGCUUUUUUAUACAGUAAAUAAUUAGUUCAAGAA